AUGAUUAAUCCAGUCACCCUCCCAAUCUACACACACCUCAUCCCAGCACUCAUCCUCCUCGUCACCCCCAUCCCAAUAACCCCCCUCCCAAACCUCCUACUCCUCCCCCCAACAUCCCAAACCCUCACCCUCCUCCUCUCCACCCUCUACCACGUCCACGAAUACAAAUCCCCACAAACAUCAUCUACCUUGUACCUCCGUCUCGAUCAGCUGGGUAUCAUCCUCCUGAUUGUGGUGAACUCCAUCACGGGGAUAUAUUUCGGCUUCUAUGAGGAUACAUCCAUAAGGGAUGGGUAUAUGGUAUUAAUAUUCAGUCUGUCUAUAUUCCCAAUAACAACACACCUCCUCCUACCAUCCCGAUACACAUCAUCCCCCGAAUACAAUACCUUACGGAUUAUAUCCCUGACAGUGCCCGCCCUAUCGGCAGUCAUACCCAUAUUCCAUGGGUAUCUCCUCCACGGCGGAGAAUAUCUCCUAUCUGUCGGGGUGGGGUGGUAUAUCUCUGAGGGGGUGGUGGUUCUUUUGGGUGUUUUUGUGUUUACCUCACACGUUUCCCCGAGCGGUGGUAUACUUCAUUCCUCUGGACGGAGUUUCCAUUUCAUGGGUGUCAUGCAGGCUGUACGGUUCUGGUUUGAAUGA
Molecule: messenger RNA, 639 nt
Organism: Aspergillus neoniger CBS 115656
Lineage: Eukaryota; Fungi; Ascomycota; Eurotiomycetes; Eurotiales; Aspergillaceae
Product: hemolysin-III family protein
Exons: 4
Coding region: 1-639 (212 amino acids)
Cellular component (GO): membrane
Molecular function (GO): signaling receptor activity
Source: RefSeq, a predicted model, not a curated record